Molecule: messenger RNA, 3664 nt
Organism: Mangifera indica (mango)
Lineage: Eukaryota; Viridiplantae; Streptophyta; Magnoliopsida; Sapindales; Anacardiaceae
Product: pentatricopeptide repeat-containing protein At2g20540-like
Exons: 4
Coding region: 1350-2576 (408 amino acids)
Biological process (GO): RNA modification
Molecular function (GO): protein binding; RNA binding
Source: RefSeq, a predicted model, not a curated record
UCGCAUAUUUUCUUUCUCUUGCUUUUUUUUAAUCUUUUGUCAUCUUCUUUCUUCUUUUACUUGAAAUUGAGCAUGUCGGUAACCCCCUUUCUUUGAAUCAAUUGCGACUCUCCAUUCAAUCAAUUACAACUGCAACAAUGAUCCAUCCUUUUUGUUCAACCAAUUACAUCAACAACAGCCACCCAUUCUGGCGCAUGUUCGUAAACCUCCCCGAUUGUUACACAAUCCCAAAUCUAAGCCUUCAACAAUCUAUUCAUCGUUGAUUCUGAUAUAUUGGUCAUUGAUUACCAUUGAAAAACUUUCAAUGGUUGGAAAAUUAUCUUCCACUUGUGUUUUUUAUAUAGAGAUGUACCUAAUUUUGAAGUAGAGUUUAUCCAUCAAGAUUUCAUAAAAGUUUUGCUAUAUGUGGAUAUGAAUCGACGCUUUGGUUGGCAUAAUCACCCCUCCAUUGCCAAUAUGUUUUUUGUUUGAGAAGAAUGAGAAAAGUUGGAUGAAAAUGAAUGAAGUUAAUGGGUGAGGGCGGGGUUGAGGACCCGAGAGGUGUCCUGUGUCAAGUUUGAGAGGUGACAUGUGGUAGAGGAGAGAGCAGAGGAGAAAUUGAGAGCGGAGAUGAGCGACUUCGGUGAAAAGAGUGUGUAAAUUUUUCAUUAGAGAGGUUGCGUGAAGAUAUCAACGAAGAGAAGAAGAAAAAAUAGAAAAAUAAAAAUACACUUUUUUUUUUUCAAAAAGAAUUGCAAUGUGUUCAAACGAAAUAAUGUUGAAUGAUUCAUUUGCCUUUUGUCACAUGCUGGAUUGCCGUGUAUGUCUAGCCGCAGUAUUCUCAUACAGGGUGUUUAUUAGACAGCAACUCUUCUCAAAAUGGAACGCAGUUUUCAACAUUUAUCGCAUCGUGUUCUCCAUCAAGCGACUCUUGGAUUCUGUAACACAGUUCAAGUACUGGACAUUUCUUUAACAAUGUGGUCCAAAUUCUCUAUCAAUGUUUCAAACUAAUUCUGUACCUCCAAGUCAUGAACUACAAACACUUGCAAAUCCUGUUGCGCCAAAGUAAAUCUCUUGCUUUUCUAAAACAAAUCCACGCUCAAGCAGUAAUGCUUGCACUUCUCCACGAUCACCAACCUUUUGUGUGCAAAUUGCUUAACUCUUACGCCAAAUUCGGAACCUCACAGGAACCCAACACCCUCUUCAGUCAAAUUCAAAACCCAGAUAUAGUUUCAUGGACAUGUCUCAUUAAUCUUCACGUGGAAACUGGAGAACCCAGUAUAGCUUUGUGGGUAUUUUCUCGUUGAAUUUGUAGUAAUAUAAAACCUGAUAAGUAUUCUGUUGUUGCUGCUUUGUCAGCGUGUAAACGUAUGAAAAAUUUAGCUUUUAGUAGGAUAGUUCAUGGGAUAAUCGUCAUGUUUUCAUUAGGGGUGGACCCAAUUAUGGGUAAUGCGCUGAUUGAUUUUUAUAGCAAGAAUAAAGAUAUUGAAUCGGCUCUGAAAGUUUUUAAAUGUAUGGAAUUUAGAGAUAUUGCUUCAUGGAAUAGUUUGCUUAAUGGGUUUGUAAUGGUCAAUGAUUUGGAGUCUUCGCGCUGGGUUUUUGAUGAAAUGCCUGAGAGAAAUUCAGUUUCUUGGAAUGCAAUGAUAACGGGUUAUGUUCGGGGGUGGGAAAUAGUUGAGGCAUUGAAACUUUUUAGGGAUAUGAAAGCAGGAGGGGAGUAUUGUACGGUGAUUACGAUUGUGGCUGUAUUGUCAGGUUGUGCUGACAUUGGAGCUCUUGAUUUUGGUAAAUGCAUUCAUGGUUAUGUCAAUAAAAGUAACCUUGCUUUUGGUGUUACCGUGAAUAAUGCUUUAAUGAAUAUGUAUGCAAAAAGUGGAUGUCUUGAUGUGGCAUUAAAGGUAUUUAGUGAGGUACGGGAGAAGGAUGUAUUUCCAUGGACUACUUUAAUAUCAGGAUAUGCACUUCAUGGUAAAGGGAAGAAUGCUCUUGAGGCUUUUGGUGACAUGACAGAAUCGAAUAUCAAACCAAAUGAGGUUACAUUUUUGUCAGUUUUAUCUGCUUGUAGUCAUGCAGGGUUUCUUGUUGAGGGUCAGAGAUUGUUCAAUAGGAUGAACCAGUUCUAUAGUUUGAAACCCAAGAUUGAGCAUUAUGGGUGCAUGGUGGAUCUUCUUUGCCGAGCUGGGCUUUUAGAAGAAGCUAAAGAUUUUAUUGAACUGAUGCCAAUUAACCCAGAUGCCAUUAUCUGGAGAUCAUUACUUAGGGCUUGUUUGGUGUAUGGGAACUUGAAUUUAGCUGAAAUGGCUGCAAAAAUGUUAAUUGAAUUAGAACCAGAUGAUGAUGGGAUUUAUAUACUAUUACGGAAUAUUUAUUUUGCUGCAAAUAGGCAGGAAGAUGCAUUAAAGAUGAGGAUGUGGAAGCGAAAUCAAAAAGUAAAGAAAAAAUAUGGGUCUAGUUGGGUUGAGGUGAAUGGUGUUACUCAUGAAUUCACAACUGAAUAUGUGAUGCACCACGCCAAAACAGAAUCUUUCUUGGUUCUGGAAGGAAUCAAUGAGCAAAUACAGUUGGAUGGCCAAUUUUUCUUUUUGGAACGAAAGUAGACAAUUAUGUUGACGGUGAAUCAUGUUUGGAAGACAUUAGGGGCAUUGAGGACCUAUGAUAGGUAAUAAUUCAUUCAUCUCUGUUUUUUAUAUUUUUACAAGCAUUCUGUUUUUAUAUUUGGUACUGUACUUUGUUUACUGGGAUCAAAAACUAUGUAAUUAACUCAAAACUAUGAUUUAUGACAGAAUUUGCUCACCAUUAAAAAGGUUACCUUCUGCCUGGGGUAAUAAUAGCUUGAUGGUAUGGCUUUGAUUGUUUUAUUGACAACUUUAUUAGUACCAUUUCAGGUUUUCAAGCAAGGGAACAAGACUACAGACUCCACAAAUUUAUAGAACAGUUUGUUAAGUUUCUUCUAGGGGUCUGUAGAACUCAUUGCAAAGAUAAACAGUUUCUUUUGACAUGAUUUCUCUCGAGAAACGCAGCAUUCAGUUACCUGGUUUGAAGCAUAUCGCUGGCUUGUCAAUAGAACUUCUAAAACGGGCAGGUUGGUCAAUUCAGGCCAGCUUAGCUUGUCCUCCACAACUCUUCAACCUUUGAAUAGAGAUCAUGUUGUCCAUCGCCGAUCUCUAUAAGUACAAGCUCUUCUAAUUCAUUUUCACAUGAAAGCAGCAGUGAUAACAAUGAAGUCUACAUUAGCAGUACUCAGCUCCUUCCUUAUCUUUGCCUUUGUAACAAGGUCAUUGCCUGUGGCAGCCAGUGCUGCACCUGAUCCAGUGCUUGACAUCGGUGGCCAGAAUCUUCACACAGGCACCAACUAUUACAUCUUGCCAGUUGUUCGUGGGAAAGGCGGUGGUCUUACUCUUGCCAGCACUGGAAAUGAAACCUGUCCUCUCGAUGUCGUUCAGGAGCAACAUGAGGUAAAAGAUGGCCUACCACUAACAUUUUCACCUGUGAACCUCACAAAAGGCGUUGUCCGUGUAUCCACUGAUAUGAACAUCAAGUUCUCCGCUGCAACGAUCUGUGUCCAAUCAACAGUGUGGAAGCUUGACAGCCAUGAUGACUCUCUGGGACAAUGGUUCGUGACAAGUGGGGGAGUCGAAGGUAAUCCUGGCCGCGAAACAACCAGCAACUGGUUUAAGAUCGAGAA